This is a messenger RNA of Abrus precatorius (Indian licorice), 3048 nucleotides long. RefSeq names its product receptor-like protein kinase HSL1. Gene Ontology annotation, molecular function: ATP binding; receptor serine/threonine kinase binding; protein kinase activity. Lineage: Eukaryota; Viridiplantae; Streptophyta; Magnoliopsida; Fabales; Fabaceae. The transcript is spliced from 3 exons. The record is from RefSeq and is a predicted model, not a curated record. Bases 1 to 3048 code for a protein of 1015 amino acids. Gene Ontology annotation, biological process: protein phosphorylation.
AUGGAGGAUCGAGGAAAGAACGAUCCUAAUCUUGCAAUGUUUUCUCGAACGAGAAAUAGAAGACUUUCAAAUUACAUCAUUCUAUACAAUCGUUACUCUCAGUUGCAUGAUCAAGAACAUGCAGUGCUAUUGAAGAUAAAGCAAUACCUUGAAAACCCUUCAUUUCUUAGUCACUGGACACCAUCAAACACCUCCUAUUGUUCUUGGCCAGAGAUCACUUGCACCAAUGAUGGCUCAAUCACUGGACUCAUUUUGGCCAACGUUAGCAUCCCUCAAACCAUACCACCUUUCAUAUGUGACCUUAAAAAUCUCACUCAUGUUGAUUUCACUGGCAAUUUAAUUCCUGGAGAGUUCCCAACAUAUCUCUACAACUGUUCCAAGUUGGAGUACCUUGAUCUCUCUAUGAACAACUUUGUUGGUAACAUUCCUAAUGACAUUGAUCGCUUGUCAAAUUUGCAGUUUCUUAGCCUUGGUUACACCAACUUCUCUGGUGACAUCCCUACCAGCAUUGGAGGGCUAAAGGAACUAACUUAUCUUGGACUUCAAUAUUGUCUAUUUAAUGGAACUCUCCCUGGUGAGAUUGGCAACUUGUCCAAUCUUGAAACCUUGGACUUGUCCUCGAACAAUAUGUUCCCUCCUUCAAGGUUGCCAACUAACUGGACCCAGUUGACCAAAUUGAAGGUUUUUUACAUGUAUGACUCAAACUUGGUUGGCGAGAUACCUGAAAGCAUUGGACAGAUGGUGGCUUUGGAAAAAUUGGAUAUAUCACAAAAUAAUUUAACUGGGCCAAUUCCUAGUAGUUUGUUCAUGCUGAAGAAUCUAAGCACAAUGUUUCUUUCAAGAAACAAGCUUUCUGGGGAGCUACCUGGUGUUGUUGAAGCAUUGGAUUUGACCAUCAUUGAUCUUUCAAGGAACAAUCUUUCAGGAAAAAUACCAGAUGAUUUUGGAAAGCUUCAAAAGUUAACAGGUUUGGCUUUGUCUAUGAAUAACUUUUCAGGGGAAAUACCACAAAGCAUAGGCCUUCUUCCAUCUCUGGUAGAUUUUCGUGUCUUUAUCAACAAUUUAUCAGGUACCAUUCCUCCUGAUUUUGGCCUCUACUCGCAAAAGCUUGAGACCUUUAUGAUUUCAACUAAUAGUUUAAGUGGAAACUUACCUGAAAACUUAUGCUAUCAUGGUCACUUGCUUAAUUUAUCAGUCUAUGAAAAUAACCUGAGUGGAGAGUUGCCACAAUCACUCGGGAAUUGUAGUAGCCUGAUAGAUUUGAAAAUUUAUAAUAACGAGUUUUCUGGUAACAUUCCUAGUGGUCUUUGGACUUUCAAUUUGUCAAAUUUCAUGGUAAGAAAUAAUAAGUUUACUGGUGAGCUUCCUGAGAGAUUGUCCCCAAGUAUUUCACGCUUUGAGAUAAGUUACAAUCAGUUUUCUGGUAGGAUUCCAAGUGGAGUAUCUUCUUGGACUAAUGUGGUAGUGUUUAAUGCCAGUCACAACAACCUUAAUGGAAGUAUUCCAAAAGAGUUAACAGCUCUUCCCAAGCUAACAACUUUGCUACUUAAUCAGAAUCAACUCACAGGGCCACUUCCAUCAGAUAUAAUAUCAUGGCAAUCCUUAGUAACUCUAAAUUUGAGCCAAAACCAACUCUCUGGACAAAUCCCAGAUUCAUUUGGUCUUUUACCUGUCCUUAGCCAACUUGACUUGUCAGAAAAUCAAUUCUCUGGUCAAAUUCCUUCAAUACUUCCUAGACUCACCAAUCUCAAUCUAUCCUCCAAUCAUUUGACUGGAAGGGUUCCAAGUGAAUUUGAGAAUUCUGUGUAUUCCACUAGCUUUUUGGACAAUUCUGGUCUCUGUUCUGAAACUCCAUCACUGAACCUUAUGUUGUGCAAUUCUAGCCCUCAAGGGUCAAGCAAGGGCUCAUCUUGGUCUCUGGCUUUGAUUAUAAGCUUGGUGGUAGUGGCUUGCUUAUUGGCUUUGUUGACAUCACUCUUGAUUAUCAGAUUUUAUAGAAAAAGAAAGCAAGGAUUGAAUGAUUCAUGGAAGCUUAUUUCUUUUCAAAGGCUGAGUUUCACUGAAUCAAACAUAGUGUCAUCAUUGACAGAACAUAACAUCAUUGGUAGUGGUGGAUAUGGCACUGUGUACCGCGUUGAAGUUGAUGGCUUAGGCUAUGUUGCUGUGAAGAAGAUUUGGGAAAACAAGAAGUUAGAUCAGAAUCUUGAGAGCUCAUUUCAUAAUGAAGUUAAAAUAUUAAGCAACAUUCGUCAUAAAAACAUUGUGAAGUUAAUGUGUUGUAUCUCUAAAGAGGAUUCUAUGCUCCUUGUAUACGAGUAUGUGGAAAACCGUAGCCUUGAUAGGUGGCUACACAAGAAGAUCAAAUCAUCAACUGUGUCAGGUUCAGUCUCUCAUGUUGCCCUUGAUUGGCCAAAGAGAUUGAAAAUUGCCAUUGGAGCUGCACAAGGUUUGAGUUACAUGCAUCAUGAUUGCUCACCACCUAUUGUUCAUAGAGAUGUUAAAGCAAGCAACAUUCUUUUGGACACUCAAUUCAAUGCCAGAGUUGCUGAUUUUGGUCUGGCUAGGAUGUUAAUCAAGCCAGGGGAACUGGCCACCAUGUCAGCUGUGAUUGGCUCAUUUGGCUAUAUGGCUCCAGAAUAUGUUCAAACAACUAGAGUGAGUGAAAAGUUUGAUGUGUUUAGCUUUGGUGUUAUCCUAUUGGAAUUGACAACUGGUAAAGAAGCUAAUUAUGGUGAUGAGCACUCAUCUCUUGCUGAAUGGGCAUGGCGCCACCACCAAUUAGGAAGCAAUAUAGAAGAGUUAUUAGACAUUGAUGUAAAGGAAUCCAGUUACUUGAAUGGUAUGUGUAAGGUUUUCCAACUUGGGAUCAUGUGUACUUCAACACUUGCUGUUACUAGACCUUCUAUGAAAGAGGUUUUGCAAGUAUUGCUCUCUUUGGAUGAAUCUAUGUCUUAUGGAGAGAGGAAUAAUGUUGGCCACAAUGAUGAUGUUCCACUUCUUAGAAAUUCAAAGAGAGAGUACAAGUUGGAUAUUGAUAAUGACAGCUAG